UCCAAGUUGCGCGCCGCCAGCCCGUUCAGUUGUUCGCGAGCGUUUAAACCAGUUGGACGGUCCAACUAAAAAAUUUGUUUCGAAAAUCUUUUCAUUUCGAAAAACAAACAUACACACACACACGCGCUUAACGGUUGUCUCACAACUAGUUCAGUUGUUGCAUUUUUAGUGGAUCACAAAUAAACUUGAACCAAAUCAAAAUAAAAUCAAAACAGUUAAUUGCUUGUAUUUAUAAUAAGAAGAGGAGCGAGACAAUCUCGAAAAGCCAGCCAGCAUUCAAUUGAAGGCAACCGUAUAAAGAAAUACAACAAAAACAGCAAACAUACAAAUAAGUGGGAAACCUUCAUAAUGACAACAACAACAAUAAAAACAAAUAGUUUCAACAACAAAUUAUCUUUUGUUUGGUUAACUGUUGUGUUGUUGUUGCUACUGCAAUGCUGCAAUUGCGCACAAGGCACACCGAUGCUCUACAAGAAGAAUCCACAAGACAAAUACGAAGCAGAUCUUGUACCCGUUUCCUCGACUGUCAUCCCACUAACAGUGCUCGAAGUCAGCUACGGUUUGGGCGGAAAACCCAGUGAGGAGUACAAACAAGCCUAUCUGAAGAAACUGCGCAAGAAGGUGCAACUCAAGCAGCACUUGAAACAGACACAACAACAAAACGACGGAGAUGAUGCGGAUUUGGGCGAUCCCGAUACGCUCAUAACAAUAAAAAAGAAACAUAACGACAGCAAUAAAGCCAAAGUCAAGGGCAUCUAAAGCAAUUGCAGAGAUGACAACGAUGGCACGAUGGUGCGACGGCAGCGCGCCGACUAACACACAGCGUGGCGUCAACAUUAAAAACUACAACAGCAGCAGCAGCAGCAUACAAUAAUAAUAAUAACAACAACAAAAUAGCCAAAAAGAGCGUAGACAAGACAAGUCAGCAAGAUAGCAGUGGGAAGAUUUGACAGCAAGCUGCCUUUGAAGCUAGCUUUACGCCAAAGCGCUUUUAGUUGAUGGUGCGCAGCGUUUUAGAUGGCGAUGGAGUUUUGUUGUUUUCUUGGCUGUUUUUUGUUGUUAUUGUUUUUGCUUUUAUUCGUUAUUUUUUUUUUGCAAUUUUUCUUCUUUGUGUGUGGGUGUUCGUUCAGCAGUCUCUUAAGUGCAUUGCUGUCGAGCAAUCUGUUUUCAGCGGCAAUCAUCGAUGAUGUCACGUUGCUUUGACACCAGCGUUCAUGUUUGUGUUUUCGCGGCGAAGUAAAUAAAAAAAAUAUUUUUUUUUUUACUAUUUUACGCUUUGUACUUUGCCGGCCAUCAACUGCGUGCAACCCCUCGACACUUCAAUUUUCGUCAACAACUCUGCGCUGUUUUUGUUGUUUUUACUAAUUUACCGUUAUUUUUUGUGCAACUUCGUUUUAACUAACCUUUUUGCGCCGUGCUGCAGUUACCGUUAGACACAAACACACAAUCACACUAUUGUACAUACUAACCGCCAUUUUCAUAAAAUUCGAAAUUCAUUGCAGUCCACUUGACUGCAUUCGAACUCGCUGAAACUGUAAAAUAUGUAUAUUUACCAUAUAUGUAUGUAUAUAUGUAAAUAUGUUAUAUAUAAUUUUAUAUAAAA
Zeugodacus cucurbitae (melon fly) is the source of this 1603-nucleotide messenger RNA. RefSeq lists its product as uncharacterized. The record is from RefSeq and is a predicted model, not a curated record. The coding region runs from base 349 to 759 and encodes 136 amino acids. Lineage: Eukaryota; Metazoa; Arthropoda; Insecta; Diptera; Tephritidae. The transcript has 3 exons.